This is a messenger RNA of Suillus clintonianus, 816 nucleotides long. RefSeq lists its product as uncharacterized. The record is from RefSeq and is a predicted model, not a curated record. The coding region runs from base 1 to 816 and encodes 271 amino acids. NCBI's taxonomy places the organism in Eukaryota, Fungi, Basidiomycota, Agaricomycetes, Boletales, Suillaceae. The transcript has 3 exons.
AUGGCCUGUCUUACUCGUCCCAUCAUUAGGGAGUCUAGUCCUGUCUAUCAAGACAGGAAAGGGCGUAGUCCACGUACUACUGGUCCUGUUCUGAAGCAGGAUUCAGAAAGUUUUCCGAUUCUCUCUAGGAUUUCGAGUCGUCAUGUCUCACAAACUAGACUCGCGAGACCUCCAAUUUCGCCACCUUCAUCCGACACUCCCUAUGAAUUAUCAGACGACGAUAUCAUUGGACCUAUUACACCUCCUCCCAUACUUCGUCAUCUGUCUAAUUUCGCAAAGCGCGCAAGAGAAAGGCCCAAGCCCUAUCAAAGAAGUGGUCCCAACAUAGUAGGGCGCCUCUGUGGUGAGGAGGAGUGUUCGGGAUGCACUGACACCGGUGAUUUGUUGGAUGCUCAAGGGGCAAGAAUUCGAUCGCAACGUAUGUUGAAGCGCCUGACUCCCGAGGCCCGAGCACAAGCCAUGAUCGCGAUCCAAGCUGACAUUGAGUGGAGGCGCGUGCGUGCCAUCGCAGCCGCUUUGCACGUCGACGUGGUCCAGCAACAUUCUAUGUUUCUUGAUAUAACUGCCAAGAGUGAGGCUGAAACGUAUGUCAACGCCGCUGCGGAACCGUUCGUAACCGCCUCCGAAGCGCUCGCCGGCUACACCGCCGACGAGCUCAACUCCCGCGAAAAUUGUAGUAUCGCCGCAUUUGACCUUGAUGCGACGUCGUUCGCUACUGCUGACACGGAGUUCGAUCACGUCGAAAACUUUGCAUUGACUCUCCUGGACCCCGGGUCGGAUGGUAGUACCACCUCAGACGAUGAGGUAUUUGACUAA